This is a messenger RNA of Manduca sexta (tobacco hornworm), 942 nucleotides long. RefSeq lists its product as uncharacterized. Lineage: Eukaryota; Metazoa; Arthropoda; Insecta; Lepidoptera; Sphingidae. Gene Ontology annotation, biological process: spermatogenesis. Bases 109 to 837 code for a protein of 242 amino acids. The record is from RefSeq and is a predicted model, not a curated record. The transcript is spliced from 4 exons.
UUGACACCAUCACUCAUCAGUGACUUUGCUUUGCUUUAAUAUAUUGUGCCUUUAUUUAUAUGGAAUUUGUAGAAUUUUAAUUAGCGGGUAGACAGCACGCAACGCACUAUGUCACGCCGCGACAGCACCGUAGACAUGGACGCAAAAUACUCCUCAGGCGACUCUGUAGCCAUGAAACCUAAAAUACAGGAGGAGAACAACAACGACAUAGAUGAACUGUCCAAAGAGUUGCAAAUGGGAUGCAUCGUGGACGCUGUGAAAAAACCAAACAUUUGUGUGGAAACGUGCGUUUACGAAUCUGAUGAUGAAGUUAAGACCGAAAGUUAUAAUCCCGAAAGUUAUAACCCCGAAAGCUAUAAUCCCGAACAAGAGGAAGAUGCGUAUUCUGACGAGUUUGAAGAAGAUAGUGGAGAAGAACAGGUUUCGUUUAAGAGUGAACCGAAAGCGAAGAAGACUUUGAGCCGCGAGCCGAGCCAGUCGUUUGUGAAAAUAUCAAAAAGUAACUCUUCGGUUUCCACUAAUAAGCCAAAUUCUGUAUCCGGAAGAUCGACGAAUUAUGGAUCGCUCUCAGUGCCUCAAACUCGCCGCAUAAACAUGUCGUUUACGAACGAGAGAUUGCGCGAGAUAGAGAGACACAAUCACAUCCUGCUGACGAAGAUCCUGAGCGCCAGGAACAACAGGAAGUCUUCCAUUCCCGGCCGGGAGCUGCCCAGGAAGCCAGUGCCGUCCGCCGCCGUGUUACGGAAGAAUCAGCAACGGCAAAUAGACCAUGACAAUAUGAUCCUAUUGAAGAAGAUCCAGCGUGCCAAGUCGUCAGCGUGCAGCAUCCGCCGUUGAUACAGAGGCGGCCCUCGCGAGCGCGCGCGGGGGCGCGACGCAUCCUCAUGUUACAUGUUUGCUCACACACCGUGUCUUGUUAAUAAAUUUAUUAUACGUUUUUUA